Giardia duodenalis is the source of this 1443-nucleotide messenger RNA. RefSeq names its product Myb 1-like protein. Bases 1 to 1443 code for a protein of 480 amino acids. The record is from RefSeq and is a predicted model, not a curated record. NCBI's taxonomy places the organism in Eukaryota, Fornicata, Diplomonadida, Hexamitidae. The transcript has a single exon.
AUGUCUAACACCAGGCUGGACGGGGCGGUCUCUACCGCUGGAUGCAGUACUAGGGCCACAAACAACAAUACGCAAAAUUUAGGCGGUACAGCAGAGCUCCCGUGUCCAAUGGAUAGAUUUCUGCAGACACCCUUUUUGAUAGACGCAGAGACAGACAAAUGGCGAGUCAAGGGCCUCAAAGCCCUUUAUCUUCUCGUUCAGGAGCUCCUCUACGCAAUCACCAACUCGUUUCACGCGCAGUUAUCAGCGAUGUCAGCGCCAUCUGCUGGCAGUAGCAGCAAUGCUGGUGAGGCGGGUAGUGAGCCUUCUAAGCAAUUUACCUGUCCCUCUGCAGCUUCAUCACUAGACAUACGACUUUUAGAGAUAUAUAGAUCCCUCUUUACCACGUGCUACACAUCCAAGAGAAUGGUGGAGGCAAUUGCCGUCUCCAGCCAGACUCAGACGUCUACUCCCAACGGGACCGACUAUGCUUCUUCAGAGUACGAGGUGGGCGCAUCUAGUUCGACGAUCCAGCUCAGCGAUCACAGCCUCGAUAGCACGGCGUUCGUUGUCUCCACACACCCCGGGCUGGGGUCGUGUGCCUCUUCUGAUUCUACUGCCUUCCCCUCGCAGAUCUCCUUUGAUUCUUCUCCCAUUGCUUCGGAGUUGGAGAAUAUCAAGGUUCCGUGUGAUUCUGCACAGCUACUUUCUAAGGCUGAUGUGGCUGCCAUCAACUCUGCAAUCCUGGUUCCUCCGGUGCCCCCCAUUCCCAUCUUCGCCUUGGCCCAUGCAGGCCUGCCUUACCCUGCCCAGAUAACCACAUCCCAGGCACCGCUAGAUCGCGUUCCCAUAUCCCUCCUUCCCGUUACAGUCGAUCGACCAACCCACAAGCUAUCGGGCAUCUCUGGGAUCCCCCCGGGGUCGGCUAUACAAAAGAGUCUACACACACCUAGUACAAUUCCCAUGAAGCAAGAGCCCUGCAUUCCUGCCACGCGAGCCUCUGCACCGUCCCUGUCGGCAGUGGCGCGCCAGCCCUGCUCUCGCAGCCAUAAGGAAACAGCUACUUGGUCUAAAGAAGAAGACCAACUGCUCGAGAUCGCCGUGGGUAUGUUUAAGGCGAAGAACUGGCGAAAAAUCGCAGACUUCAUAUACAUAAACGGACAUAACCUUCCGCGACGCACUGCCGACCAAUGCAAUCAGCGAUGGCUGAGAACGAUCGACCCUAAGAUCACAAAGGGAAACUGGCCGGCUGAGGAGGACAUGCAGCUCAUCGCUGCCGUCAAGGUCUGCCCCUCGCGGAACUGGAAGGCCAUAAGUGCCCUCAUGCCGAACCGGACAGAUGUGCAGAUUCGGGGAAGACUGCAGAGGCUCGCGCCGAUGCUUCUAGAAAGAGGUAUUCUGACGGCAGACCAGCUGCCCCCCGUUUCUUCCAACCGGGGCCUUUCUGCUGUUCGGAGCCUGUAA